UGCUCACCGAAAGGCGCCGCAACCAACCAAAAGCUGGAAUGUCGGAUCUCCGCUCCCGCAAGAACAGAAUAGAUACGAUACACACUACGUGCAGCGCGGUCGACCACCUCCCGUGCAUAUAUAAAUCCAGCACGACCAAGGUGCGCAAGACGGAAAGAGAAACGGUACCACAUGGACGCGCUCUUCGAGCAACUCUCUGCCGUCGCGGACAUGGCUCUCGACGGCCGGGGCUUCGACCCGGCGCGGCUUGCCGGCGUCCUCGCGCUCUUCGAGGGCGAGGCGCACGCCUCGUGGGCGGCGGCCGAGGCGGAGCACGAGGCGGUGGCCCGGGGCACCGAGGCGGCCGUGGAGACCGCUCAGGGCCACCUGAACGCCGUCAUGGGCGCGGCCGUCGGCAAGUACCGCGGCUCGUCCGGCGAGGCCGACGCGCUGUCCGCGGCCAGGGCGGCCAUGGAUAUGGCCUUCAAGGCGACGUCCGGGACACGCCCCUCGUGAGAUCGAGCGGGAAAGAUCUGUGCGCGCACGCACCGCAAGAUCGAUCGGUACACUCCCAUGAGCAUGCAUGUACUCCUAUGUGCCUGGCUGCAUGGCUGGGCUAUGAGACUAUGACUAUGAUGAUGUACUAUACUCGUAUGGACACCAGAGCUAGUGAGCAGAGCACCUGCGUUGUUGUCCUCGUGUCCAUGGCUGUGCGCAUCGGCAUGUGUAGUGUCAUUUCCGAACGGAUGCACACGGACUGGUCCGUGGCGGCUCCGUGCCGUUCGUGCACCGCCAGACCAGGUGCGACCUGCGAGUGCACGGGUCCAAGUCCAACAGGUGGCGACAGUGAACCGCGAGCGGAAAAACCGCACCUUGCCAGUUUCUUUCCGGCGCAGCAGCGCGUGCUGCCACUCCGACGCCUUCCUCGGCGCCUGCCCCCGCACUCCCCUUCCGCUUCGGCUCCCAACCUCCCAGAUUCCCAAUCCCCCCCCCCCCCCCCCA
Molecule: messenger RNA, 981 nt
Organism: Triticum aestivum (bread wheat)
Lineage: Eukaryota; Viridiplantae; Streptophyta; Magnoliopsida; Poales; Poaceae
Exons: 1
Coding region: 172-495 (107 amino acids)
Source: RefSeq, a predicted model, not a curated record